Molecule: messenger RNA, 1898 nt
Organism: Trichoderma citrinoviride
Lineage: Eukaryota; Fungi; Ascomycota; Sordariomycetes; Hypocreales; Hypocreaceae
Product: Pkinase-domain-containing protein
Exons: 4
Coding region: 15-1898 (627 amino acids)
Biological process (GO): protein phosphorylation
Molecular function (GO): ATP binding; protein serine/threonine kinase activity
Source: RefSeq, a predicted model, not a curated record
CGGGAACCGUCACCAUGUCGUGGAAGCUGACCAAGAAACUCAAAGAUACGCAUCUCGGCCCGCUGAGCGCGUUUUCCCGGUCGCCGUCGACUUCCACCAUCACCGACAAAGAUGAAAAGGGGACCAGCCCCGGCGCCACCACGCCGACCAGCGAGAACGCCAUAGCUGCCUCAGAAGCCCUGUCGCAGGCGCCCGUCGUGAAGAAGCCCGGCAUCCUGGUCGUCACCAUCCACGAGGGUCAGGGCUUCUCCCUCCCCGAACAGCACCGCAGCGCCUUCGCAUCCAGCCACCAGAGCUCUCGCUCGUCGGGCGGCGCCCUGGCAGGCUCUGUGCGCCCAGACUCCCAGCGCGUUGCUGGAUCGUAUACCAACGGAGCGCGGCCGCACUCGUCGGGCGGCGGCUUCGGCUCGCUCCCUACCAACCAUGGCCGCAUCUCGGGCAAGUACAUGCCCUAUGCGCUGAUCGACUUCGACAAGGUGCAGGUGUUUGUCAACUCCGUCGAGGGAAGCCCGGAGAACCCACUGUGGGCAGGUGGAAACACCCAAUACAAAUUUGACGUUUCUAGAGUGACGGAGUUGGUCAUCCACCUGUACAUGCGAAAUCCUGCGGCUCCUCCGGGGUCUGGGCGAAGCCAGGACAUCUUCCUGGGCGUGGCCCGGAUAAAUCCCCGGUUUGAGGAGCGACAGCCUGCGUCGGAUGAUGCAAAGGCCAGCAAGAAGGAUCGCGAAAAGGCAGCCGAUGCCCGUCAAAAGGGAGAGGGCCAUUCCGGCGUCGAGUGGGUUGACGUCCAGUACGGCACGGGCAGGAUCAAGGUUGGUGUUGAGUUUGUGGAGACGCGGGCUGGCAAGCUCAAGAUUGAGGACUUUGAGCUGCUCAAGGUCGUCGGCAAGGGCAGUUUCGGCAAGGUGAUGCAGGUGCGCAAGAAGGACACCAACCGGAUCUACGCGCUCAAGACGAUCCGAAAGGCGCACAUCAUUUCUCGGUCAGAAGUCGCGCACACGCUUGCCGAACGAUCUGUGCUGGCGCAGAUCAACAAUCCCUUUAUCGUCCCGCUCAAGUUCAGCUUCCAGUCGCCCGAGAAGCUGUACUUUGUGCUUGCUUUUGUUAAUGGAGGCGAGCUCUUCCACCACCUGCAGAAAGAACACCGCUUUGACGUUAACAGGUCAAGGUUCUACACGGCCGAGCUUCUCUGUGCCUUGGAGUGCUUGCAUGGUUUUAGUGUCAUCUACCGAGAUCUGAAGCCGGAGAACAUCCUGCUCGACUACCAGGGCCACAUUGCGCUGUGCGACUUUGGCCUGUGCAAGCUGGACAUGAAGGACGAAGACCGGACGAACACGUUCUGCGGCACACCCGAGUACCUCGCCCCCGAGCUUCUGCUUGGCCAGGGGUAUAACAAGACGGUCGACUGGUGGACGCUGGGUGUUUUGCUCUACGAGAUGUUGACGGGCCUCCCUCCUUUCUACGACGAGAACACCAACGAGAUGUACAGGAAGAUUCUGUCAGAGCCGCUGCACUUCUCCGACGUGGUACCUCCUGCUGCCAAGGACCUCUUGACCAAGCUGCUCAACCGGGAUCCGAAGAAGCGACUCGGGGCUAAUGGCUCAGCCGAGAUCAAGGCCCAUCCGUUCUUCCACGACAUUGACUGGCGCAAGCUCCUGCAGCGGAAGUACGAGCCUACCUUUAAGCCCAGCGUGGCGGAUGCCAUGGACACAGCCAACUUCGACCCCGAGUUCACGUCCGAGGCCCCCCAGGAUUCGUAUGUGGAUGGCCCGAUGCUCUCGCAGACGAUGCAGGACCAGUUCCAGGGCUUCAGCUACAACCGCCCGAUUGCAGGCCUCGGAGAUGCCGGCGGAAGCGUUAGAGACCCUUCGUUUGUGGGCAGCCUCCAGGACAACUGA